CUUUUCGAGUGCACACUUUAUUUUGCACACAAGAUUAUUGUUUCCUUAUCGGCGUCGACUUUGAAUUUGCCACCUUUUCAGUCCCCAAUAUCGCAAUCAUUCAAUCACUGAAGAUCUGAACAGCAGUUGACUUUACCUUUCUCUGUGGACAUAAUUUUGUGUCAUCAUCCGUGGAGAUUGAAAAAAAGUAACCAGCCUAUUUUUGACAAAGUAAGGAAUAAAAAGUCCAGACUUCUCUUUUCAAAUGGCGGGAGUAAAAGUAAAAAAUUUGAAACACUGCAUGUUUAGCUUCCAGACGGUGUCGAGGGAGUGACUAUGGGAGUGUCCUCUCAUCUUCUCUCACCUUCGCUCGAGCGUGGCCUUUCACUUGGUCAGGAACGUCAAGAGAGGACAUCCAAGUUGAGCGAUUCCACUCCUGAACAUAUAUUAGAACAACUUGAAAAUAGGGAAAAAGAAAAGCUAAGGCUGCGGAAUGGGCUGCAUUCAAAGCUUCAGGGAAUUCUGCGAUCGUUCUAAAAACACAAACGUUCGUCUCAGUCUUCCAGCAGUGUGUAUAGUGUGGCAGACAGCCAUGAUCAUCCUGUUUGGGGUUUUUAUACGUUAUGACGAAGAGUCCAAUCCACACUGGAUAGAGCACAGGAAAGAGGCAAACAUAUCAAGUGACAUUGAGAAUGACUUCUACUUCAGAUAUCCAAGCUUUCAGGAUGUCCAUGUGAUGAUCUUUGUGGGCUUUGGCUUCCUGAUGACUUUUCUCAAGCGCUACAGUUUUGGCGCCGUGGGUUUCAACUUCCUCAUCGCAGCGUUUUGCCUUCAAUGGGCGCUGCUGAUGCAGGGCUGGUUCCACUCCCUGGAUUACACUGAUGGAAAGAUCAAAAUCGGCGUUGAAAGUUUAAUUAAUGCAGAUUUCUGCGUGGCGGGCUGCUUGAUUGCUUAUGGAGCCGUGCUUGGGAAAGUCAGUCCAGUCCAGCUGAUGGUCUUGACCCUGUUUGGCAUCACAUUGUUUGCUGUGGAGGAAUAUAUCAUCCUCAGUGUCAUACACGCCCGAGAUGCGGGAGGCUCCAUGGUGAUCCAUACGUUCGGCGCUUAUUACGGCCUUGCCAUCUCAUGGAUGCUCUAUCGACCCAACCUGGACCAGAGCAGUCGUCUGCAAGGCUCUGUCUACCACUCGGAUGUCUUUGCUAUGAUAGGAACUCUCUUCCUGUGGAUGUUCUGGCCCAGUUUCAAUUCAGCCAUCGCCGACCACGGGGACGGGCAGCACCGAGCCGCCAUCAACACCUACCUGGCCUUGGCUGCAACAGUGCUCACCACUGUGGCUUUCUCAAGCCUCUUUCAGAAGCACGGCAAACUAGACAUGGUUCACAUUCAAAACUCCACUUUGGCUGGCGGUGUCGCAGUGGGAACUGCAGCAGAAUUCAUGCUGAUGCCCUACGGGUCUCUGAUAGUUGGCUUCUGCUGCGGUGUCAUCUCCACAUUGGGUUAUAUCUUCCUCACGCCAUUUAUGGAGAAGCACCUGAAGAUUCAGGACACGUGUGGAGUCCACAACCUUCAUGCCAUGCCUGGGGUCAUAGGUGGUAUUGUGGGCGCUAUUACUGCUGCAGCUGCUUCUGACUCGGUUUAUGGUAAAGAAGGACUGAUUAACACCUUUGAUUUUGAGGGGGAUUUUGAAGAAAUGACUCCCACAAGGCAGGGGGGUCACCAGGCCGCGGGCAUCUGUGUGGCCGUCUGCUUCGGUGUAGGUGGAGGCAUCAUGGUUGGUUUUAUUUUAAGAUUACCCAUCUGGGGGGACCCGGCUGAUGACAACUGCUUUGAUGAUGAGGCCUACUGGGAGGUGCCUGAUGAGGAGGAGAGUAUUCCACCAGUCCUGCAGUAUAACAAUCACAUGCUCAACAAAGACGUAACUGAGUCAAAUUUCACCUUGGAGCAGAACUGAUCCAGCGUUUUGAAAAUGAUGGUUUGCUGGCCUGUGUUGGUCCCUUUUGAAUAUCCCGAUGAACAGAAUCGUUCAUUCCAUAUUUUCAACGUCUGAAAAUAAAUUAUUGGCCAUCCAGAGAAUAUAUUUAUGUAAAAUUGAAAAUUAGGUAAAGUUAGGAAUCUAACUGAAAUGGCUAAAUGUAGGUCAUAUUAUCAAUUUAUAGUUAAAUGAUUUCCAUAGCCUAAUUCAAUAUUUGUACAAUGUCAAUUCAUAAUAUGGAUUCGGCCCUUUUUAAGAAGGAGCAAGACACAAUGAGGCUAUAUUGUAUGUUCUUUGCUGAGCCCAUGUUGAUUUGUUCUUGUUGGAGAAUUGCACAAGGUUGUGUAUGCGGAAUAAAAUGUUUAAUGUGUGAGGAAAGGUGAAAUCAGAAUAGAUCGCUGCAACGCUU
Hippocampus comes (tiger tail seahorse) is the source of this 2360-nucleotide messenger RNA. RefSeq names its product Rh family, C glycoprotein b (gene rhcgb). Lineage: Eukaryota; Metazoa; Chordata; Actinopteri; Syngnathiformes; Syngnathidae. Gene Ontology annotation, cellular component: plasma membrane. The transcript has 11 exons. Gene Ontology annotation, biological process: ammonium homeostasis; ammonium transmembrane transport. Gene Ontology annotation, molecular function: ammonium channel activity. Bases 473 to 1930 code for a protein of 485 amino acids. The record is from RefSeq and is a predicted model, not a curated record.